Messenger RNA from Emys orbicularis (European pond turtle), 1545 nucleotides. It is a transcript of the gene DNTT, whose product is annotated as DNA nucleotidylexotransferase. NCBI's taxonomy places the organism in Eukaryota, Metazoa, Chordata, Testudines, Emydidae. Gene Ontology annotation, biological process: double-strand break repair via nonhomologous end joining. The record is from RefSeq and is a predicted model, not a curated record. Gene Ontology annotation, cellular component: nucleus. The transcript is spliced from 11 exons. Gene Ontology annotation, molecular function: DNA nucleotidylexotransferase activity; DNA-directed DNA polymerase activity; DNA binding. Bases 1 to 1545 code for a protein of 514 amino acids.
AUGGAUAAGAUCAGAACUCCAAGCCUGUUCCCCCAGAGAAAAAAGCAGAAAGGGAUGCAUCCUUCAAUUUCUCUCAGCAGUUGUGAAGUAAAGUUCAGUGAAUUAGUAAUUUUUAUUAUGGAGAGGAAAAUGGGGGUGACUAGAAGGACAUUCCUGAUGGAGCUGGCAAGAAGAAAAGGUUUCAGGGUAGAAAAUGAGUUAAGUGAUUCUGUCACUCACAUUGUGGCAGAGAACAAUUCUGGUGCUGAAGUUCUGGAAUGGCUGAGAGGACACAAGAUGAGGGACAGUUCAAGGUUCGAACUCCUUGAUAUCUCUUGGUUCACGGCUUGCAUGGAAGCUGGAAAACCAGUGGAUUCAGAGAAAAAACAUCGACUCAUGGUGCAACAAGCUUAUCCUGCUACUUCAGAUACACCUGAAUCAGAAGCUUCAUCAUUUGUUGCAGGCACAGUCUCCCAGUAUGCAUGUCAAAGGAGGACCACCUUAAAUAACUGCAACAAAAAGUUCACGGAUGCUUUUGAGAUACUGGUUGAAAAUUAUGAGUUCAGAGAAAAUGAAGUACCUUGCCUUGCCUUUAUGAGAGCAGCCUCUGUGCUGAAAUUCCUUCCAUUUACUAUAGUCAGAAUGGAAGAUCUAGAAGGACUGCCCUGCAUGGGACGUGAAAUCAGAAAUGUCAUUGAGGAGAUUAUUGAAGAAGGAGAGAGUUCUAGAGCUAAAGACGUGUUAACUGAUGAACGAUACCAAUCAUUUAAACUAUUUAUUUCUGUCUUUGGAGUGGGAUUGAAGACAUCAGAAAAAUGGUACAGAAUGGGUUUUCGGACGCUGGAAGAAGUAAAAGCUGACAAGACCCUGAAGCUAUCAAGGAUGCAGAAAGCAGGGUUUCUCUACUAUGAAGACCUCCUUAGCCAUGUAUCUAAGGCAGAAGCAGAUGCAGUAAGCUUGAUUGUUAAAGAUGCUGUACGGACAUUUUUACCAGAUGCUUUAGUGACCAUAACCGGUGGUUUCAGAAGGGGUAAGAAGAUUGGACAUGAUGUCGAUUUUCUGAUCAGCAGUCCGGGGCUAGGACAAGAAGAAGAAGUUUUACAUAAAGUGAUUGACUUAUGGAAAAAGCAGGGCUUGCUUUUAUACUAUGAUCUCAUUGAAUCAACAUUUGAGCAGGCAAAACUACCAAGCAGAAAAGUUGAUGCUUUUGAUCACUUCCAGAAAUGCUUUGCAAUUUUAAAAUUACAUCAGCAAAGAGUGGACACCAGCAGUUGUGAUGCAUCAAAAGAAUCUGAUAAGGCAGAAGUCAAAGACUGGAAGGCAAUCCGUGUAGAUCUGGUUGUAAGCCCCUUUGAACAAUAUGCAUAUGCUCUGUUAGGUUGGACUGGCUCCAGGCAGUUUGAGCGUGACCUACGAAGAUAUGCCACUCAUGAAAGGAAGAUGAUGUUGGAUAACCAUGCCUUAUAUGAUAAGACAAAGAGGAUAUUUCUCAAAGCCAAAAGCGAGGAAGAAAUUUUUGCACAUCUUGGCUUGGAUUACCUUGAACCAUGGGAAAGGAAUGCGUAA